Molecule: messenger RNA, 986 nt
Organism: Phytomonas sp. Hart1
Lineage: Eukaryota; Euglenozoa; Kinetoplastea; Trypanosomatida; Trypanosomatidae
Source: the annotation of a GenBank genome assembly
ACCUCUGCGUGAAGUCAGCAGCACCCCAACACAAAUUCACAGUUCAGUUAUUAUUAUUAUUUUCAUGAAAAACGCGAACACCGCGUGGGCCCUCAACAGCCUAAUUCAGCUGGGAAACCGGCGAGCAAGCCCCACCAUUGUAACACGCGGUUUGGCCAGUCUGGUGACACUACAGGCCUUGAGGCAUAGGCCCAAUUUCUUGAUUUCCUCUUCCCCAAACGACAACGCAACGCCCCGGCGGGUUCUUCUCUUACUUCCACGACGCUCGGGGUUGGUAGGGAUUGAGAUAAGUAAUCGGCGCCUCACCUACAAACACGCUUCAGGGGAAAACUACACAUUGAAAUCACGCCUGCUUAGUCAGUACAUGGAUGUCCGAGGGUUUGGAGCGAUGGGACGAGUGCCCGGGCUAAUGCCGCAAUACCCGCAACUACUGCUACAUACAAAUCACCUUAUUGCCUAUCAUCUGAAAAGCAAGACCGUAUUUCCAGCCUAUGUCCAUAGCCUACGAGAGCUGAGCACUCUCAGCUCACGUGUGGUAAGAACCCUUGAUCCCCAGCAAUGCGUGUUAUGCGGUAGAUACUUUGAGUGGGAUAAUUGGCGCGAGGUCAUCCUAGAACCCGGUUGGGAAACUUUCCUAGCACAAGAGGAUGCAAUAGAGGAUGUAGUCUGUGGGCGAGUCAACAUUGAUGAAAUAUUUUCACUCGUUAGAGAAGUGAAAUGUUGUCUAUAGAUGCACAUAGAUCACAAAAUGUGACAAAGUGCAAGUUUUUGUCUUUUAUUCAUGAGCUUCAUCAAUACGAUGAAAGGAAUAAAAAGACUAAUUAUUUGAUAGAAAUUAUUACCAUAGAUACGAAUACUAGAAUUUAUAUAACAGAGCCCACAAAAAUUGCUAUUUCUACUCGAUAGAGUAAUGUUAUUUUAGCCUCUCUAUCUCUCUGUGUAAAAUACUCAGUCAACCACUGUACGAGAGGAUGAAAAAAAAAGCA